Molecule: messenger RNA, 1223 nt
Organism: Bursaphelenchus xylophilus (pine wood nematode)
Lineage: Eukaryota; Metazoa; Nematoda; Chromadorea; Rhabditida; Aphelenchoididae
Source: the annotation of a GenBank genome assembly
AUGACACCGCUGGAAUUUUGUGGCGCAUUGUUCUUGAUAAUGAUCGGAAUUCUUGGGUUACUCCUCUCCGUCGUAUUGUAUUCACUGCCAAAGAGGAUUAGUACUAAGAUCAGUGGAUCACAUGUUCUAAUCACUGGUAAGGGGCUGUUUUUUUAAAAUUUUUUUAUGUAUUUAGGUGGAUCAAAAGGAAUUGGAAAGUCGAUCGCUGUGGAAUUUAUCAAACAAGGCGCUAGUAAUGUCACGAUAUGCGCGCGGAGUCGACCUGAUCUUGAGAAAGCUCAAUCAGACCUUCAAAGUUAUUGUAAAGAAGUGCAGAAGGUGAAUAUUUAUGAAUUGGAUAUCACUGGAGGAUUCGAGAAAAUCUUAGAGACUGUAAGGCAAAUUGAAUCAGAAGUGGGAUUUGUUGAUGUAUUAGUAAACAAUGCCGGAUUUGUAAUUCAAGGGGAAUUCGGCAGUCUUCCAGCUGAAAGUGUAUUGAAACAGAUGGAGAUCAAUUAUAUUGGAGCUGUAAGUCACGAAAAUCAUUUAUUAGAUAUUCUUUUCAGGCUCAUUUAGCACGAGCUGUUCUUCCAUCGAUGAAGGAGAGGGGCCAUGGCCAUAUCAAUUUUGUAUCAUCCGCUGCAGGACAAUGUGCAAUUUGGGGUUAUGGGGCAUAUUCACCAUCCAAGUUCGCAGUUAGAGCUCUUGCUGAUGUCUUAGCAGCAGAAUGCCGACCCUACAAUGUGAGUUUGGUCUUUUAAUUGGGCGAUGUCCUUUUUUUAAUUAAAGAUAGGUUAUCCGUCUACCUAAUUAUUUAUAAUUUUUCAGAUAGGAGUAUCAGUGUUAUAUCCCCCAAACACUGAGACCGAAGGAUUCCAAGUGGAGAAACGAGAGAUGCCCGAGCAGAUCAAGCAAAUCUCAGGGUCCGCUGGUCUCUUUUCUUCACAAGAGGUAGCCAAUAAAUGUGUGACUACUAUUAAAAAUGGUGCUUUCAAUGCUUCAGUUGGUAGGAUUAAUACAAUUUAUUUUCUCGGCCUUUUAAUAACCUUACUUAUUGCCCAAAUUUAGGCUUUGAAGGAUGGUUAUUAUGCACUCUUGCCGCUGGGGCGUCCCCGGAAUGUUCUCCUUUACAAGCAAUUGCUCAGACUUUAUUUGCGGGAAUCUUCAGAGGAAUCAUGUUGAUUUAUCAGGGAUCUUUCAAUGAUAUCAUACAGAAACUCCACAAGAAAACUAACAAGGAUUAG